AUGAUAAAUAUAAAUUGGGAAAAUAUAUAAUCGUUUGAUAUCAAAAAAGUUACAUUCGAUGAACUUUAAUUUCAAAUGAAUAAUAUAUAUUAAGCUUAAUUAACAGAGAGCAAUCGCAAAAAUUAUCAAAAGUUGGUUAACCUUUUAUAAUUGAUAAUUUUUUAUAAUGAGUACUGCAAUUUUUAAAUUAAAGAAACCACUUCUUAAUUAGAUUCCGAUAUUAAAAAAAUUGAUUAGGAAAUUACAGAGAAAGAAGAAAAAUUAUUAAAGAGUAAAAGACAUUACUAAAAAUGUAAAAUAUAUAGAGAGGAAUUAAAAAAGCAACUCAAAUUGAAACCUAAAAAAGUGUUUGGAUGUUUACAUUGUAAUUAUGAAUUUUAAAAUACUAUACUAUUGGAUAGACAUAUGGAGAUUCAUAAAGAGCCUCCAAAUAUAACUCCAUAAAUUUUAGCAAUUUAAAAGGAAUUACAAUAAUAAUUAGUAUAUAUGUAUUAAGCAAAACAACAAAGAAAAUAGUUAGAAUUUUAAAAAGAAGAUUUGAAAUGCGGAAUGUUGGCAGCUGCAGGUAUGAAAAAAUAAUAAUUUUAGAAAGAAAUUAAGAAUUGGUAUCAAAUGAAAAAAUGGAUUAAAUUUAAAAAGUUUAUAUAUAAAAAAUAAAGAAAUUGGAAUCUGUAUUAGAUCAUUUAAAUGAAGAAAAUGAUAAAUUCUAAUAUCAAAAUGAAUGGUUGGAUAAUCUUGAAGAAGGGAUUAAAGAAUAAUUGAAUUUAAAGAGAGAAUAAGAGAAACUAUUAUAGACUUAAAUCAAUUCUUAAGUAUAAUAAUCAAAUGUUUUCAAAAGUUAAAGAUCAUUGUAAAUUUCAAAAAAAGAAUUAAGAGUUCCAAGUAAUACAAGCUUUAAACAAUAAUCAUAGCUUUUUAUUUAAUCAUAAGUUCGUGGAUCAAAUCAUUAAUUUCGUAGAUCUAGAGAUGGAAUGGAAUAUGCUUCUGAUGAUUCUCCAAGAGAGGAAAUCAUUUUAGAAGAAGAUGAUAUGAUUAAAGAACCUAUUGAACAUAAAAAAAAUGAAUCUAGUGUUUCAUAAAAUUUAAAGCCAAAACAUUCUAAAAAUCCAUCUGGAGUUUCAUUUUAAGAAAGUAAUUUAAAAGGUUUAACUAAAUUUGAAUAAUAUGAAUACAGAUAUUAAGAAUUUAAUAGUUUGGUUACAGAAAUGCUUUUAAAUAGAUAUUAUUUGAGAAGAACUUAGUUUGAUCAAAAUGUUAUUGAAAAAGAAAAGAAAAGAUUAUUUGCUUAAUUUGAUGAUUUAGAUGAAGUAGAUGAUUUGGAAGAUCUAUUAUAAUAAUUGCAAAAACAAACUAAAGGUUUUGAGAAGAGAAAAAGAUAUUAAAUAAAAAAGAAAAUACUAGAUUAAUAAGAUUAAUAGGAGAUUAAAUAAAAAGAUAAUACUAUAACUACUUUGGAAUCAAGUAGUGAAGCUGAAGAAAGUUAGAAAGAUAAAGAUGAAAAUGAUGAACUUAGAAAUACUUAAUAAUUUGAAUUACGAAAAUUUCCAUUUUAAAUUAAUGGAGGGGAUAACGAAAAUGCAAAUUAACAAAUGUAACAUUAAGAUCCAUCUUAAGGAUAUGGAGUAAAUACAUUUAGUAUAAAUUAUUGA
Messenger RNA from Paramecium sonneborni, 1649 nucleotides. Lineage: Eukaryota; Ciliophora; Oligohymenophorea; Peniculida; Parameciidae. The record is from the annotation of a GenBank genome assembly.